AUGCAGCCAAAGAUGAUAGUUGUAGCUGGACACUGUGAUGCCCAUGCAACUGAUUGGUUAGUGCAAAGGCCAGGGAUAGAGCCUAUUAUCUAUCGAGAUCUUUUUCUUUUCCGUACUCUUGCUUCAUUCUUGAAUGGCUUCAGCCUACAGAAACUGGGAUGCAAUGCAGAGCUUCUAGUUGAUGAGUUUGGCGAGAAACUUCUGGAGGAGCUUGAUUAUACCUUAGAAGCUCGUAAUAUUGAAGAUUUUUUGGAGAACUUCAAAGAUGACCCUACUGUUAAGAUACCUCGGGUUUACAGAAAUCUUUCUGGUUCACGUGUUUUGGUAAUGGAAUGGAUUGAUGGAAUACGUUGCACUGACCCACAGGCUAUUAAGGCAGAAGGCCUUGAUGUAGAUGGAUUUUUGACUGUUGGAGUGAGUGCUGCUUUGCGUCAGUUACUUGAAUUUGGGUUAUUUCAUGGUGAUCCACACCCUGGAAAUAUCUUUGCUAUGCGGGAUGGGCGUAUAGCAUAUGUAGAUUUUGGCAAUGUCGCUGUGCUAAGUCAGCAAAAUAAACAGAUUUUGAUUGAUGCUGUUGUUCAUGCUGUAAAUGAGGAUUAUGCUGAGAUGGCAAAUGAUUUUACGCGGCUUGGUUUCCUUGCUAGUGGGACUGAUGUUUCCCCCAUCAUUCCAGCUUUGGAAGCAAUUUGGCAGAAUUCUCUUGAAAAGGGACUCUCUGACUUCAAUUUCAGAAGUGUUACAGGCAAAUUCAAUCAACUGGUUUAUAAUUUUCCCAUCCGCAUUCCCGAAAGGUUUUCUCUUGUUAUCCGUUCAUUACUGACUCAAGAAGGCAUCUGUUUCACAUUGGAGCCAGAUUUCAAAUUUCUUGAGGUUGCCUAUCCAUAUGUGGCAAAGCGUCUGCUGACAGAUCCUAACCCAGCUUUACGAGAACGUCUUAUACAGGUUCUGUUUAAAGAUGGUGUUUUCCAGUGGAAACGGCUUGAGAACCUAAUUGUUCUGGCAAAAGAAAAUGUGGCAAAGAUGAGCAGCAACCCUGCAUUGCAAGGGAAGAUCAUGCGAAGAUCCAGUGGCUGGCAGGUUCAGAAGAAAUUGGACCUCACAGACACCAUCAAGGAUGGAGCUCGCCUUUUCCUAGUUGAUGAAGGAAUUCGCAGGCAGCUGCUUCUUGCUUUCACUGAAGACUCCAAGCUUCACAUUCAAGAGCUUGUUGAUGUAUAUAAAUUGCUUGAAGACCAAAUAGACAUACCAUCAAUGGCUAUUGAGGUGGCACGAGACUUCCCAUCUGUUGCCCGGGAUGUCAUGCUUUCCUGGAGUGCCUCCGUCUUAUCUGAAAGAUAA
Ilex paraguariensis (yerba mate) is the source of this 1338-nucleotide messenger RNA. Lineage: Eukaryota; Viridiplantae; Streptophyta; Magnoliopsida; Aquifoliales; Aquifoliaceae. The record is from the annotation of a GenBank genome assembly.